Sorghum bicolor (sorghum) is the source of this 920-nucleotide messenger RNA. RefSeq names its product nucleoside diphosphate kinase 1. Gene Ontology annotation, biological process: GTP biosynthetic process; CTP biosynthetic process; UTP biosynthetic process. The transcript has 4 exons. The coding region runs from base 232 to 684 and encodes 150 amino acids. Gene Ontology annotation, molecular function: nucleoside diphosphate kinase activity. NCBI's taxonomy places the organism in Eukaryota, Viridiplantae, Streptophyta, Magnoliopsida, Poales, Poaceae. The record is from RefSeq and is a predicted model, not a curated record.
AUAUCUCGAGAAUGAUUCUGUUCCCACAUCCCACCUCAGAAAAGCAAGUCCAAACCCACAUAAAACAAGCCCGCCCGUCUCUUUCGCCACCCCAAGACGCCCCACGCCUCUCCUUCUUCUCCUUCCCCAUCCGCCCAUCGCCCGACCCCCUCCUCUCCCCUGCGGUCUGCGCUCCCACAGCCUCACACCUGCGCUCUCGCCGAUCCGCAUCGCCCGUUGUUGGAAGGAACGAUGGCGGAGCAGACCUUCAUCAUGAUCAAGCCCGACGGCGUCCAGCGGGGCCUGAUCGGGGACAUCAUCAGUCGGUUCGAGAAGAAAGGGUUCUAUCUCAAGGGGAUGAAGUUUAUGAAUGUGGAGAGGUCCUUCGCCCAGCAGCACUAUGCUGACCUUUCUGACAAGCCCUUCUUCCCUGGGUUGGUGGAGUACAUCAUUUCUGGCCCUGUUGUGGCAAUGGUGUGGGAGGGGAAGGACGUUGUAUUGACUGGCCGCAGGAUCAUUGGGGCCACCAGGCCUUGGGAGGCAGCCCCUGGUACCAUUCGUGGGGACUAUGCUGUGGAAGUUGGCAGGAAUGUCAUCCAUGGAAGUGACUCCGUGGAGAACGGAAAGAAGGAGAUCGCUCUCUGGUUCCCUGAAGGUGUGGCCGAGUGGAAGAGCAACCUUCAUCCCUGGAUCUACGAGUCUUGAGCAGUUGAGCUUCGCGGUAUUGGAUGCCUGCUUCCAUGAAAACUGAGUUUUGUUUGAGUUAUCUAUUGGCUCUGGCUAUAGAGUCAUAAUUUAGUGCUUUGUGCUACAUCUGAGUUAAGUCUGCCAGAACUUAUGUGGCAUUUGAGUUUCUGUCUUUGCGCGUGGUUUAAUGUGUACUGUGAUUGUGAACCAACUAAUGUGAUCUUAAAUAAAACAUGCAUGCCAAGUUUGUGUUA